Messenger RNA from Symbiodinium sp. CCMP2592, 423 nucleotides. Lineage: Eukaryota; Dinophyceae; Suessiales; Symbiodiniaceae. The record is from the annotation of a GenBank genome assembly.
AUGGGCUGCAAAGUGGCCAAGCCCCACAGCCAGAACAAAGCUGCGCAAGCGGUGGCCUUCAUUCCCAUUGACAUGGUGCCGACUGUGGAGUCCAAUGUAUCCACGGACGAUGUUGGCGAUGGGGCGGAGGACUUCGAGCACAUCGAGCAGGUCGCAGAGGAAGACCUCAUCAUCCGCGUACCUGGAGAUGUAUCAAGAAUACCCGGCGUGGGCACGCCCAUCUCGACCAUGGCGGAAACACUCCCUAUCCGAGUGAAGGAUGCCUCCAGCAUCCUGACGAUGAAUGCCGCACAGUCUGGCUUUUGCCGGUGCUGUGCCGACUACCUCAAGCAUUUGCGGCCCAAAAGGAGCAACACUUCCGUAGGUGCCAUGGGUUGCCAAAGUAGCAAGGGGGCUGUCCAACCCAAGCGGUCGUGCCUCUGA